Lottia gigantea (owl limpet) is the source of this 1405-nucleotide messenger RNA. RefSeq lists its product as hypothetical. Gene Ontology annotation, cellular component: membrane. Gene Ontology annotation, biological process: G protein-coupled receptor signaling pathway. The record is from RefSeq and is a predicted model, not a curated record. The transcript is spliced from 2 exons. Bases 203 to 1375 code for a protein of 390 amino acids. NCBI's taxonomy places the organism in Eukaryota, Metazoa, Mollusca, Gastropoda, Lottiidae. Gene Ontology annotation, molecular function: peptide binding; G protein-coupled receptor activity.
UGAUUAAACCGUUCAUAUCAGAUAAUAAACAGUUAAAGACUUGUGGUGUUAUUGACAGGGUUAUAAGCUGUGAAGCUUUCCAGAUGAUGACGUCAUGAUUAAAUAGCAGUGGCGUCAUGUUUCAUAAUGACGUUCCAGUAAUGAUGAUGACGUGGUUGUGAAAUGAUGACGAAACAGGCAACAUUGGAAAAGGCAGUAAAAAAUGUCGGAAAUUCCCAACACAACAUCUACUACCCCAGUAUACAAACCGGAUCAAUCUGUGAUCGGAUUGGACCAGGAUCGUUUAGUCGGACAAAUAGUCCUGGAAAUAAUAACGUUAGUCAUACUCUGGAUACUAGCAGUUCUCGGCAAUAUUCUUGUCUGCGUCGUCAUACAUCGAAGUCGACGAAUGCAGUCGACGACGAAUUAUUUCAUUGUGUCUCUAGCUUGUGCCGAUUUAACAGCAGUCGUAAUCUGUGUGCCUUUAGUAGCCUCUCGUAUCACCACCAACAAAUGGGUAGUGGGUCCACUUCUGUGUAAAUUCGUCCGUUUCAUUCAGUAUCUUGUGCCUUGUGCCAAUAUCUUUGUCAUGGUGUCCAUUUGUAUAGACAGGUUUUAUACCAUCAUUUAUCCACUCAGUUUCAAAGUGACCCGAGGCACUGCCAAAAAACUUAUAGCAUUUAGUUGGGCAUUCGCGGCAAUUCUGUGUUGCUUAAACUUUUAUUUCUUUGAGGUGACAGACUCGCCGUCCCGGAGCAAUACUAAAGUGUGUCCCACCUACAUUCCGGUUUCAGAAUGGCCGGGGAUAGUUUAUACGCUGUGUAUUGUGAUUUGUCAGUUUGUCAUUCCGUUACUUAUCAUGGUAAUAGGUUAUACCCGAGUUUUUAAACACAUCUGGAGAACGGAGAUUGGUCCUCGACCAGUUCAGAGAACUACAAACCCUGUUCCUAGGACGAAGGUUAAAAUGGUGAAAAUGUUAAUAAUAGUUUCCUAUACGUCCGUUCUCAGUUAUCUGCCCUUUUAUAUCGUCCAGUUGUGGUUUUGUUUUGAUCAAAAUGCUUUCACCGAUCCGACGAUAUUUGUGUUCGUGGCGCUGCUAGUUCUGAGUAAUGGCGUCAGUAAACCGCUGAUUUAUCUGUGUUACAAUUCCAACUUCCGGCGUGGUUGUAAAGAAGUGUUCUGCAUGUCGACGAUGAACUGUUACCGUAGUAACCGAUACGCAAUUACCAAUGCUAGCUCUCUGGGAAAAAAGAACCACGUUGGUAUCAUGGAACCAAUCGGAAUCAGUGAAAUGACAACUGUACCACAAUCUCCGUCUCGUGCUUUCAAUCGAGCUCAACAGGUUGAGAAAAGUGUGUGGCCUCUUUCAGGGACGCCGAUAUCUAAUUAUAUGUAACUUUUGAUAUAUAAAGAUAUUUUACAUGUU